This is a messenger RNA of Rotaria sp. Silwood1, 401 nucleotides long. NCBI's taxonomy places the organism in Eukaryota, Metazoa, Rotifera, Eurotatoria, Philodinida, Philodinidae. The record is from the annotation of a GenBank genome assembly.
AACAACAACAAAUUCAAGCACAAGUUUAGAUUUACUUUUUUUUUUUUGUCUCCUUAUUUGAUUUUCUUUGCUUCUUUUAGAACUACCUCACAAAUUUACAAGCAAAAACUAAUGAGAUGUUAGAAGCUACACAAAAAACGUCAUCGUCAUCAGAAAAAGGAAAUUCUGUUAAAGACGAUGCUCUUAUAAUUCCUGCACCUGUUUAUAAACAACUUUUACAAGCUUAUGCUGAAGAACAUGCUAUUCAAGAUUUAUUAUUUUAUCUUGCUGAUGGACUUCGAAGAAAAUCUAUUGGAUUAGAUACUUAUUUAAAACAUAUUAGAGAACUUUCUCGAAAACAAUUUAUUUUAAGAGCUACAAUGCGUAAAUGUCGACAAGUUGCUGGCUUACCUUCAAAAUAA